Triticum aestivum (bread wheat) is the source of this 1218-nucleotide messenger RNA. RefSeq lists its product as uncharacterized. The transcript has 2 exons. NCBI's taxonomy places the organism in Eukaryota, Viridiplantae, Streptophyta, Magnoliopsida, Poales, Poaceae. The coding region runs from base 120 to 866 and encodes 248 amino acids. The record is from RefSeq and is a predicted model, not a curated record.
UCCAUCGCUCACUCACGAGUCACGAGCGAGCUGGGCGCGUACGUCCUCCAUGCCGUUUCAUCAUAUAGCUUAAAAGUGCUACAACUGCUAGGACCCUCACUCCCUCGCACAGAGCCGUGAUGGUUGCCGAAUCCUUCCUUCUUGAGGAAACAAGAAAAUUGCAGCAUGCGAUCACAUGCAGAGUAUCACGGGCGGGGCAGCAGAGGGACGGUGCACCGCGCGCGCACACACUGGCCAAGACGUCCAUCCCCACCUUUCUCUCAUCACUGCGCCCUACUUACUCGGUUACUCCUUCCACUCCACUGCUAGUGAGCUCCGAUGCGUCCGUCCGUCCGUCCGUCCGUCCGUCGAGAUCCAGGAUGAUCCCGGCCGGUGCUGCAGCUGCUGCUGGUGGAGCGGCAGGGAUGAUGCGCAUCCGCGAGGUCGCACGGGCGCACAUCGUCCUCGGGUGGGCCACCGCCCUCCUCGCCGUCCUCGCCCUCAACCUCCCGCCACAGCUUCAGGGGACGUGCAGGACCACCGAGGAUGAGGUGGCGCACAUGCGCGUCGACGCGCUGCUGCUGCUGCUGUCCAGCGCCGCCCAGGCCGCGGCGGCCACGGUGGCCGCCUUCGCGUUGGAGGACUGGCGCACGGGAGUGCCCUGGAGCUUCGCUGUCUUCGCCCAUGGGAUGGGUGUCGCCACCUUCUACCGCCUCGACAACGUCGUCUUCUUGGUGGCGCGCGUCACCGUCGGGAGCUGCCCCAGCAGCCAUGUGCUCGUCCACGGGAACCCCCUGGUAGCCCACUUCAUUCUGCUCGCGGUGCCCCUCGGUCUCUUCUUCCUGUUCGGCGUCUGCAAGUUGAUCUCCGCACUGGUAUACCCUUAGUUGAUAUCGAUCGAUGCGUCACGCGUUGCUUCUCUACCCAUUUCCCUGCAGUACUAGUGCUAUAUCUGUUUUGGAGCACUCUUUCUACCUAGCUUGCUACUACUGGUGUGUGUGUGUGUGUGUGUGUGUGUGUGUGUGUGUGUGUGUGUGUGUGUGCAGUGACUAGUGACUGAUUAUGUAUGUGUGUUAAUUACGCGUAGUUUGCUACUACUUGGUGUGAGAGACGAUGAUGCCAAGAACACUGGUGUGUGUGUGCGCGCGCGCAACUGUGUAAUGGCAACUACCUUAGCCAAAUUUCUCUCCGAAGAACUACCUUGGUCAAAUAAAAGCAUUCGGAGUAGAUUUUUAUGCA